This is a messenger RNA of Ornithodoros turicata, 891 nucleotides long. RefSeq lists its product as uncharacterized. The transcript has a single exon. The record is from RefSeq and is a predicted model, not a curated record. NCBI's taxonomy places the organism in Eukaryota, Metazoa, Arthropoda, Arachnida, Ixodida, Argasidae. Bases 1 to 891 code for a protein of 296 amino acids.
AUGCAUCUCGUCUGCCUAGGAGUGAUGCGAAGGCUGCUUCAUAUUUGGAUAGGUGGAAAGUACGGGAGGGGAAAGCUGACAGCAGAGCAAGUACAUAUGCUAAGUGACAGAUUAAAUUUAUAUCGAAAAGACUUCCCAUCUGUGUUCGAAAGGAAGCCCAGAGGAGUCGAUGAAGUGGAAAGGUGGAAAGCUACAGAGUUCCGUACCUUUUUGCUUUAUGCUGGACCUGUGGCACUGAAGCACCUGUUGCCAGACAGACUUUACCACCACUUUCUUGUACUUCACGUUGCUGUGCGAAUACUUGCAUCACCAAGUAGUUAUCAGACAGGGAAUGAAUAUGCAAAGAAACGUUUGGUGUAUUUUGUUGAAGAUGUAGGUGAACUUUACGGCACAACACAGGUUAUCUACAAUGUUCACUCGCUGAUAUACCUUGCAGGGGACUGUCUGCGACAUGGACCAUUUGACUCAUUUAGCGCCUUCCCCUUUGAAUCCCACCUGGGGAAGCUGAAGCAAAUGUUGCGAACAACAAACAGUCCCCUGUCGCAAAUAAACAGGAGGGUCUCAGAACAGCGACAUGUUUCAUCCACCAUUGGGGAAAGGCCUGUUGAUCACAGUGUCAGGCCUGGGAUGUGCUACAUUCUCAGAAAUGGAACGAUCGCACGAGUGAAUGAUGUGCGCGCUGCAUGUGUUCAUGUGUCAGUGUUUGCAAACACAACUGAUUUUUUUGUCAACCCACUUAAAUCGUCGUCGCUAGGAAUUUUUAGGGUGGACAGCAAUGGAGAUGAAAAAAUUAUGUCACUAGAUAUAUGCAUCAGAGACAGGCAGUGCAUCGUUCUACCGUACAAAAGUAGAUAUGUCAUGUUUCCGCUUCUACACUGCACUUCGAUAUAA